Molecule: messenger RNA, 789 nt
Organism: Zeugodacus cucurbitae (melon fly)
Lineage: Eukaryota; Metazoa; Arthropoda; Insecta; Diptera; Tephritidae
Product: ryncolin-1-like
Exons: 2
Coding region: 1-789 (262 amino acids)
Source: RefSeq, a predicted model, not a curated record
AUGAACAUUCCAAAUAAAAUAUUUUUGGUGGAAGCUACGUUGUUGGUGCUCUUCUUGAGCAUCGCCUCAUCGCAGUUAUUAAGCGAUUCGAUGAGUCUGAGCCAUUUACCUUCCAACUGUGUGGAGGCAGUGCGCUUUGCUGGUUCGAACGCUAAAAGCGACAUCUACCAAAUACGCUUACCGUUAAAGGGUUGGGAGGAUCGACCCUUCUACGUUUACUGUUUACUCGAUCACAAAGGCGGUGACCCCUGGUUGUUGAUACAGCGUAGACAGGACGAAAACAUCGACUUCUAUCGCAACUGGAACGAUUACAAGACAGGCUUCGGAAACAUGGAGAAAAGUUUCUGGAUUGGCCUUGACAAACUGCAUGCGCUCACGCAAGUGCAACUCAAUGAGCUACAAAUCGAAUUGCGUGAUUUCAACGAUACUGUUAAGUACGCCAACUACGAGACUUUCGCUAUGGGCGAUGGGACCGAAAAAUACGCAUUGAAUAUUUUGGGAAAAUAUUCUGGAAGUGCAGGUGAUUCUUUUCUCUAUCACAGUGGACAAAAGUUCAGUACAUACGAUCAGGACAAUGAUAAUUGGGGCGAAAAUUGUGCGGAGAAAUACAAAGGUGCCUGGUGGUUCAACUCAUGCCACUACAGUGAGCUAAAUGGCGAGUAUCUGAAAGGUACUCACAAAGCAUAUGGGAAAGGCAUCGGAUGGGGUGCAUGGCAUGGCCCUUAUUAUUCGUUGAAAUAUACGCACAUGGCUAUAAGGCCAAGAGAUAGUGCGAAAAUAGGGGUAUAA